Pristis pectinata (smalltooth sawfish) is the source of this 1054-nucleotide messenger RNA. Its product is annotated as leucine-rich repeat-containing protein 72. The coding region runs from base 1 to 708 and encodes 235 amino acids. Lineage: Eukaryota; Metazoa; Chordata; Chondrichthyes; Rhinopristiformes; Pristidae. The record is from RefSeq and is a predicted model, not a curated record. The transcript is spliced from 7 exons. Gene Ontology annotation, molecular function: protein binding.
AUGGUGUAUUUUGUGCACCUUCAGGCAUGCUCCGAAUAUUGCGGAGUGCCUGGGACAGACUGGGCGUUGCACAAGGUGGAGCCGGCUGAACAACGUCCGACCAGCCCGCCGCUCACAAUCGCCGCCGGUGCCCCGAACCCGAGGAGUGACAUCACGUCGCCCAGCAACGGCUUCCAAACAGAAGAUGGCGGCUGCGGCGGCGGAGGAGGUGAGGAACGGAGGAGAGGACUAACAGAAGUUCCUGACUUGUCAAGAUUUAAACAGUUGAAGUAUUUGUGGUUAAAUCACAACAAGAUUAAAAAGAUAAGUUCCUUGAAAAUGAAUUAUUGCCUCAAAGAACUGUACUUACAAAACAACCUGCUCACUGAUUUAACAGGUACUCUGAAACACUUGACAUCCUUGCAGAUAUUGAUGCUACACAACAAUUGGCUUACUAAGCUGGAGAAGGUCGUAGCAGAAUUAAAGAAAUUGAGGUGGUUGCACACAUUAAAUCAAGAUUAUCGCCUGUAUGUCAUCUACCACCUACCUUCAGUGCAGCUGCUUGAUAGACAAUACAUACUCCAGAGGGAACGGGAUGCUGCAUUGGGUUUCUGCAACCAGGACCAAAUGCGAAUCCGUCAAUCUGUGGCAUUUGGGCAGAGGAUACAGACUCAUUUACUUAAACAGACAGCACCAAAGAGAAGUAAUUAUAUAUAUCCAGUUGACUGAAAGUUUUUGUGCCAGGCUCUAACAAUCAAAGACCCCUACCCACCCGGGACAUUCUCUCUUCUCUCCUCUUCCAUCCGGUAGAAGAUACAGGAGCCUGAGGGCAUGUACCACCAGACUUAAGGACAGCUUCUACCCCACUGUGAUAAGACUAUUGAAUGGUUCCCUUAUACAAUGAGAUGGACUAUGACCUCAUGAUCUACCUUGUUGUGACCUUGCACCUUAUUGCACUGCAGUUUCUCUGUAGCUGUGACACUUUACUCUGUACUGUUAUUGUUUUUACCUGCACUACAUCAAUGGACUCUGUACUAACUCAAUGUAACUGCACUGUGUAAUGAAUUGACCUGUA